This is a messenger RNA of Budorcas taxicolor (takin), 1929 nucleotides long. RefSeq names its product LSM family member 14B (gene LSM14B). The transcript has 10 exons. The coding region runs from base 78 to 1352 and encodes 424 amino acids. Lineage: Eukaryota; Metazoa; Chordata; Mammalia; Artiodactyla; Bovidae. The record is from RefSeq and is a predicted model, not a curated record. Gene Ontology annotation, molecular function: mRNA binding.
GCGCCGAGGCCGAGGAGAGGGCGACGAGGCGACCGCGCGGAGGCGAGCGGGCCAAGCCCGGCCGGGCGGCCGCCGCCAUGAGCGGCUCCUCGGGCACCCCGUACCUGGGCAGCAAGAUCAGCCUCAUCUCCAAGGCGCAAAUCCGCUACGAGGGCAUCCUCUACACCAUCGACACGGACAACUCCACCGUGGCGCUCGCCAAAGUGAGGUCCUUUGGUACUGAAGACCGUCCCACAGAUAGGCCUGCCCCCCCUAGAGAGGAGAUUUAUGAGUACAUCAUCUUCCGGGGAAGUGAUAUCAAAGAUAUUACUGUGUGUGAACCUCCGAAAGCUCAGCACACGCUCCCUCAGGAUCCUGCUAUCGUUCAAUCUUCCCUGGGCUCGGGCUCGGCCUCCUCCUUCCAGCCACACGUGCCUUACAGCCCCUUCCGAGGGAUGCCGCCCUACAGCCAGCUGGCCGCCAGCUCCCUGCUUAGCCAGCAGUAUGCCGCUUCCUUGGGUUUAGAAAAGUUGGUAAGCCCUCCAGCCUCAGCCGCGGCUUCCAGCCCUAGUUCUUCUCCAUCUCCACAACCUGUUUCAGAGCUUGACAUGUCCUCAGAGCCACACCAGCUCACUUCCAAGGGAGCCACCUUUCCGUCUGUCUCAGUUGGCAAGAGCCCCAUGGUGGAGCAGGCCGUCCAAACUGGAUCUCUUGAUAACUUGAACUCCAAGAAGCUGUUACCUGGCAAGGGCACCGUGGGCAUGCAGCUCAACGGGCGCCCGGCCCCAUCCAGCAGCAAGGCUACCACCGAUGUCGCUCAGCCAGCAGCUGUGCAAACGCAAGGGCAGGUGAACGACGAGAACAGAAGGCCUCAGAGGCGGCGCUCAGGGAACAGACGAACAAGGAACCGCUCCAGAGGGCAAAGCCGUCCAACUAACAUCAAGGAAAACACAAUCAAGUUUGAAGGUGACUUUGAUUUUGAGAGUGCAAAUGCCCAGUUCAACCGAGAAGAGCUGGACAAGGAAUUUAAGAAGAAACUGAAUUUUAAAGAUGACAAAGCUGAGAAGGGGGAAGAGAAGGACCUGGCUGUGGUGACCCAGAGUGACGAGGCCCCUGCUGAGGAGGACCACUUGGGGCCCAACUGCUACUACGACAAGUCCAAGUCCUUCUUUGACAACAUCUCCUCUGAACUCAAAACCAGUUCCAGGCGGACGACGUGGGCUGAGGAGAGGAAGCUCAACACGGAGACCUUCGGAGUGUCAGGGAGGUUCCUCCGAGGCCGUAGUUUCCGGGGUGGAUUUCGAGGGGGCAGGGGCAACGGUGCAACCCGCCGUAACCCGACUUCCCACAGAGCUGGGACCGGCAGGGUGUAACGAGGCAGCCAAAGGCUCUUGCUGAAGCAGCACGGGUGCCAGGCCGUGUCUACAAGGACGAUGGAGAACGCUGCACUUAACUGGGAGAGACAUGGUCACUUCGUUUACUGAGUUUGGAAAGUUCCACAUUACUACUUAAGUUUUGGACUGAACUUGGAUGUGGUCUGGGUUAGAACCUCUUGUUUGGGGAAGUGUACAUGGGAGACCGCUUUGAGGUGUCCUAGCCUAUUUUUCCUUUUUAGUUGUGCACAGCCUGAUUGUAAGGUUCUGGUGAUCUGCAGAAAGGUUCUGGAGCGAAAGCGUGAUCCUCAUUUUGUGACCUUUCUUGGACAGCUUUGACUUUAAGGUGGAACCAAAUUUCAUUUGGCAAAUGCAGCAGCCAAAUGCAUCUCUGUAACUCAACUGGCCGCGGACGCUGUUGGCCUGGCACCCCCACUGCCACAGGUGGGGCCCAGGAGCUGGGCACGGCCAGCACGGGGGCAUGUGGGGGCGGGUGGGCCUAGGGCAGGGAAAAGUGCGGUGUCCCACAGAUCAUGUUGUUUAAGCAAAGCAGAUGACCCUGAUAUCCCAAGGGGCA